Gorilla gorilla gorilla (western lowland gorilla) is the source of this 3222-nucleotide messenger RNA. RefSeq names its product nuclear receptor subfamily 1 group H member 4 (gene NR1H4). Gene Ontology annotation, molecular function: nuclear receptor activity; zinc ion binding; RNA polymerase II cis-regulatory region sequence-specific DNA binding. NCBI's taxonomy places the organism in Eukaryota, Metazoa, Chordata, Mammalia, Primates, Hominidae. Gene Ontology annotation, biological process: positive regulation of transcription by RNA polymerase II; negative regulation of inflammatory response; cell differentiation. Gene Ontology annotation, cellular component: RNA polymerase II transcription regulator complex. The record is from RefSeq and is a predicted model, not a curated record. The transcript is spliced from 13 exons. The coding region runs from base 870 to 2300 and encodes 476 amino acids.
AAUAAAAGCAGGCUGCCCCAGCCAGCAGGGGCAACUUGCUCGGGUCACCUUCCACACUGUGGGAGCUUUGUUCUUUCGUUAUUUGCAAUAGCUCUUGCUACUGCUCACUCUUUGGGUCCACACUGCUUUUAUGAGCUGUAACGCUCACCGUGAAGGUCUGCAGCUUCACUCCUGAAGCCAGCAAGACCACGAGCCCACCAGGAGGAAGGAACGACUCCAGACGCGCUGCCUUAGGAGCUCUAACACUCACCGCGAAGGUCUGCAGCUUCACUCCUGAGCUAGCAAGACCACGAACACAUCCGAACAUCAGAAGGAACAAACUCCAGACGCGCCACCUUAAGAGCUGUAACACUCACCGCCAGGGUCCGCGGCUUCAUUCUUGAAGUCAGUGAGACCAAGAACCCACCGAUUCCGGAUACACUUUGACUCUUUCAGCCAUCUGUGUGGUAGCAUUUGCAGAAACAUGGCCGCCAGGCUUGAGAGGAACUGCCAGAUAACCAGAGGAGUUUGGCUUAUAGUGGUGAAGUGGUCAGGCCAGACCUAGUUCAAGAAGAAGAAAAACGGACUUUACCUCUUGAUGAGAGGAGCCUCAAAGUCACAUUGCAAAGGAGCAUCCAUACAGAGAUACGAAGAUUGUUUGGUCAUCUUUGCAAACCAUCUACCAUAGCUCUUCCUCACAGGGAGGUAGAAGACAUCGUAGAAGGAGUGAAAGAAGAAAAGAAGACUUAGAAACAUAGCUCAAAGUGAACACUGCUUCUCUUAGGUUCCUGGAUUUCUUCUGGACAUUUCCUCAAGAUGAAACUUCAGACACUUCGGAGUUUUUUUUGAAGACCACCAUAAAGAAAGUGCAUUUCAAUUGAAAAAUUUGGAUGGGAUCAAAAAUGAAUCUCAUUGAACAUUCCCAUUUACCUACCACAGAUGAAUUUUCUUUUUCUGAAAAUUUAUUUGGUGUUUUAACAGAACAAGUGGCAGGUCCUCUGGGACAGAACCUGGAAGUGGAACCAUACUCGCAAUACAGCAAUGUUCAGUUUCCCCAAGUUCAAUCACAGAUUUCCUCGUCAUCCUAUUAUUCCAACCUGGGUUUCUACCCCCAGCAGCCUGAAGAGUGGUACUCUCCUGGAAUAUAUGAACUCAGGCGAAUGCCAGCUGAGACUCUCUACCAGGGAGAAACUGAGGUAGCAGAGAUGCCUGUAACAAAGAAGCCCCGCAUGGGCGCGUCAGCAGGGAGGAUCAAAGGGGAUGAGCUGUGUGUUGUUUGUGGAGACAGAGCCUCUGGAUACCACUAUAAUGCACUGACCUGUGAGGGGUGCAAAGGUUUCUUCAGGAGAAGCAUUACCAAAAACGCUGUGUACAAGUGUAAAAACGGGGGCAACUGUGUGAUGGAUAUGUACAUGCGAAGAAAGUGUCAAGAGUGUCGACUAAGGAAAUGCAAAGAGAUGGGAAUGUUGGCUGAAUGUAUGUAUACAGGCUUGUUAACUGAAAUUCAGUGUAAAUCUAAGCGACUGAGAAAAAAUGUGAAGCAGCAUGCAGAUCAGACCAUGAAUGAAGACAGUGAAGGUCGUGACUUGCGACAAGUGACCUCGACAACAAAGUCAUGCAGGGAGAAAACUGAACUCACCCCAGAUCAACAGACUCUUCUACAUUUUAUUAUGGAUUCAUAUAACAAACAGAGGAUGCCUCAGGAAAUAACAAAUAAAAUUUUAAAAGAAGAAUUCAGUGCGGAAGAAAAUUUUCUCAUUUUGACGGAAAUGGCAACCAAUCAUGUACAGGUUCUUGUAGAAUUCACAAAAAAGCUACCAGGAUUUCAAACUUUGGACCAUGAAGACCAGAUUGCUUUGCUGAAAGGGUCUGCGGUUGAAGCUAUGUUCCUUCGUUCAGCUGAGAUUUUCAAUAAGAAACUUCCGUCUGGGCAUUCUGACCUAUUGGAAGAAAGAAUUCGAAAUAGUGGUAUCUCUGAUGAAUAUAUAACACCUAUGUUUAGUUUUUAUAAAAGUAUUGGGGAACUGAAAAUGACUCAAGAGGAGUAUGCUCUGCUUACAGCAAUUGUUAUCCUCUCUCCAGAUAGACAAUACAUAAAGGAUAGAGAGGCAGUAGAGAAGCUUCAGGAGCCACUUCUUGAUGUGCUACAAAAGUUGUGUAAGAUUCACCAGCCUGAAAAUCCUCAACACUUUGCCUGUCUCCUGGGUCGCCUGACUGAAUUACGGACAUUCAAUCAUCACCACGCUGAGAUGCUGAUGUCAUGGAGAGUAAACGACCACAAGUUUACCCCGCUUCUCUGUGAAAUCUGGGACGUGCAGUGAGGGGGAUUACAGGGGAGGGGUCUAGCUCCUUUUUCUCUCUCAUAUUAAUCUGAUAUAUAACUUUCCUUUAUUUCACUUGUACCCAGUUUCACUCAAGAAAUUUUGAUGAAUAUUUAUGUUGUAAUUACAUGUGUAACUUCCACAACUGUAAAUAUCGGGCUAGAUAGAACAACUUUCUCUCCAUUGUGUUUUAAAAGGCUCCAGGGAAUCCUGCAUUCUAAUUGGUAAGCCCUGUUUGCCUAAUUAAAUUGUUACUUCAAUUCUAUCUGUUGAACUAGGGAAAAUCUCAUUUUGCUCCUCAUCUUACCAUAUUGCAUAUAUUUUAUUAAAGAGUUGUAUUCAAUCUUGGCAAUAAAGCAAACAUAAUGGCAACAGGAUUUUCUUUGGGAACAAAAUUUGAUAAAUAUACAAACUCAUUUCUUUAAAUGUUGAAAGACAUCCCAUUGAAUCUGAGGGGGUAAUUUACAGAAAGAUACUGUCUCUCACACUUUUGUCAUCUCUGGAAAAGUCCUGGUGAAUAGUCAUUUAUUUGUAAUAGCCCUCUGAUCAUUUCCUUUUCUUUGAAGUUCAAAGAGAAUAGCAAACAGAAAAGUUAACAAUUUUCACAUAAAAUAUUCCCUCAAGCAAUCCUUUCCCCCAUAGUUAGUCUUGAGGCAGGAUUCACAAAUUCAGAGUAUGCAGCUAACUGCAGUGAUGGGACCUUCCCUUUCCUCUCUUAAAAGUGAGGCAAUGAUUGGCUUCAUUGUAUCCCAUCAUCUUUCUGUUUUGUUUUGCUUUUGAAAACAUUCCUACAGCUGGGAGCACAGCUGCUGUAUACUUCCCCCAAAGCAGGAAUUAGUUCAUUUCCUUCCUUCAUUGUUACACUGUUGCAUUCUUCUCCCUAUUAUCCUUUGGUGAAUACAAUAAAACACCUUCUAUAAGU